CAGGGAGGGGGGGAGGGGGUUUUUGAUUUGGGGAAGUAGGGUUUUUGAAAAUUCUCUCAUCACCUUUCCCUUAACUAAUCCAAUUCUUUUUCCAUUAUUUCUCUGUUUCACUCUUCACUAAGAUUGCAUAAAUUGCUGCAUUUACUUUGAACAGAGAGGGGCAACAAGGAGAAGGAAGAAGGAAAAUGGGUGCACAGAAGAAGGGUGCACCUAGGGUUUCGGAGGACGCGGACGAUCUCGCACGUCAUCCAUUGCAAGCUGUUCUAUUGGCGGAUAGCUUCGCCACAACGUUUCGUCCCACCACCCUUGAGCGCCCCAAGGUACUACUGCCAUUGGUUAAUGUUCCCAUGAUAAAUUACACAUUGGCAUGGCUUGAGUCUGCUGGUGUUGAAGAAGUUUUUGUUUUCUGUUGUGCUCAUUCGAGGCAAGUGAUUGAUUAUUUGGAGAAUUCUGAAUGGUAUUCCCAGCCAAACUUUUCUGUAACUACAAUAGAGUCACACAAUUCUGUUAGUGCUGGAGAUGCUUUGCGAUUGAUUUAUGAGCGCCAUGUGAUACAUGGAGAUUUUGUUCUUAUUAGUGGAGAUACAGUAAGCAAUAUGUCACUUACCCGGGUGCUUCAUGAACACAAGGAGAGACGGAAAAAGGAUACAAAUGCUGUAAUGACCAUGGUCAUCAAACAGUCAAAGCCUUCUCCAAUCACUCACCAGUCUCGACUUGGUACUGAUGAGCUGUUUAUGGCAAUAGAUCCUAGUUCAAAGCAGCUUUUAUAUUACGAGGAUAAGACAGAUCAUUCAAAAGGGACUGUGUCGCUUGAUAAAGCAAUGCUAUUUGAUAAUCCAUCUAUUUCUGUGCACAAUGACAAGCAGGAUUGCUAUAUUGACAUCUGUUCUCCAGAGGUCCUCAGCCUUUUCACUGACAAUUUUGACUACCAACACCUGCGCCGCCAUUUUGUUAAGGGAUUGCUCGUCGAUGAUAUUAUGGGUUACAAAAUUUUCACUCAUGAAAUUCACUCAAGUUAUGCGGCUAGGAUAGAUAAUUUUCGAAGCUAUGAUACCAUUAGCAAGGACAUAAUUCAGAGGUGGACAUAUCCAUAUGUCCCAGAUAUAAAUUUUUGUGGAAAUCGUGCAAGUAAGCUUGAGAGACAGGGAAUGUAUCGAGCAUCAGGAAUAACACAAUCACGAUCCGCGCUAGUUGGUCCUUUUACUGUGGUUGGUUAUGGCACUAAAAUUGGAAAUAACACCGAAAUUAUUAAUUCAGUUAUUGGGGAAGGGUGUGCUAUUGGAUCAAAUGUUUUAAUAGAAGGUUCAUAUAUAUGGGAUAAUGUCACCAUUGAAGAUGGCUGUGAUAUACGGCAUGCAAUAGUGUGUGAUGGGGUGACGAUAAAAGCAGGAGCAGUUUUGAAACCAGGUGUUGUUUUAUCUUUCAAGGUUAUAAUUGGACAAAAAUUUGUUGUUCCUGCGUACUCAAAAGUUUCGUUGCUUAAACAACCAACCAAGCAAGAUAGUGACGAAGAACUGGAAUAUGCAGACAAUAGCACUGAAACUGAACUCUCAAGUAAAUUCUAAUGGCUCUGAUUUACUCUCCGUGUGUGUUCUGCUACAUGUGUGCUUGGUGUCGGUGGUGUUGGUCACAUUUGGUCAGUUUGUGAAAGUGGACAUGAAGAUAAAUGGAGGCAUUCAGUUGCCCCUAUCCCUGAAGAUAAACUUGCUGAGAUUACUCAAGCUACAGAUGACGACCAGGAAUUAUUAACUAAAGAUGGCAAUGCUCUUUCGCACUUGGAAGAGUUGAAGUCUAAUUCUGAUUCUGAUGAUGUUGAUAAUGAAGACUUGAGAGAUGACUACAGCUACUUUGAGAAAGAAGUUGAAGCAACCUUUUUAAGGGCUGUUGAUGAAAACGUCAAAGUAGAUCAUGUAAUCCUAGAAGUAAAUUCUUUGCGGUUGUCAUACAACAUGGAAUCUGCUGACUGUGCUGGAGCAGUAUUUUAUUCGAUGAUGAAAUGGGCAUUAGAAAUUCCGCAUAGUUCAGCUGGUGACUUGAAAAAAAAUGCUACUGAUGUAAUUAGAACGUGGAAGGAACUCCUCAAGUCAUAUGUAAAACAAAUUGACGAGCAGAUUGAAGUGAUCAUGAAAUUUGAAGAAAUGUGUCUUGAAUCUGCUAGGGAGUUUGCCCCAAUGUUCGUUCAGAUAUUGCAUUUUCUGUAUGAUCAAGAAAUUUUAGAAGAAGAUGCUAUUUUAAGAUGGGUGGAUGAAAAAGAAGGUGCAGACGAAUCAGAUAAAGUUUUUCUUAGGCAAUCGGAAAAAUUCGUCCAGUGGCUGAGGGAGGCGGAGGAAGAGGAUGAUGAGGACGACGAAGAAGAAGAAGAAGAAGAAGACGAAGAAGAAGAAGAAGAGUAAGAAAAGAAGGCAGUUAGUUGUACAUCGAAUUUGAGGUUAGUACUCAAAGUGCUUUAUACAAAAGUAUAGGAUUGUGACCAACAAAUUGUUGUGCAUCUCCAUUUUUGGUUGUGAAGAAACAGUUUUGUCCCGGACAUCUUAAAUGUAAAUGGAUUAUCAUCUCGCACGCAAAGCGGGUACCGGAGGAAAUCUCUGUUGAAUUCUUGUAAGGAUCUUUAAACGUGAAGCUUCAAUUUCGCUGCUAAAUCUUGUUUUUUUUUUU
Carica papaya (papaya) is the source of this 2655-nucleotide messenger RNA. NCBI's taxonomy places the organism in Eukaryota, Viridiplantae, Streptophyta, Magnoliopsida, Brassicales, Caricaceae. The record is from RefSeq and is a predicted model, not a curated record.